UUAAAAUCCAAAUACCCCCUAAUAAGAGAAACCUGAUGAGCGACUUCCAUUCCCUCUUUUACAGCCCUAGUCAUCGACGUUAACGACGUCACCCCACGCUCUUCCUCUUCAUCGAUUCAAUUCCGACGAACCUCCGGCAUUCAUUAUGGUACGCUUACAGCUUGAUCCAUUUCUGAAUGAGCUAACUACCAUGUUUGAGCAUACCACAGAAAAAGGAUCUGUGUGGGUUACUCUCAAACACUCUUCUGACAAGUCUAAGGUGCAGAAGAACAAGAUGAUAACUGCUGGUAAAGAACUUGAAUACAAAUGUCUUGUUAGAGCAACUGAUGGCAAGAAGAACAUUUCCACAUUGGUUGGAGCAAAGGAACAUCAACGGUUUCAAGCAUAUUAUGCUACUAUUUUGAAGGCUCGCAUGACAUCUUUGAAAAAGAGAGAGAAGAAGGACAAGAAAAAGGCUGCAGAUGCUGAUAAGAAGCAACAAGUCUCAAAGAAACCUAAAACUACUACAACCAACCCUUGAGAUCUCUUGUUGAUGAUUUCUUUUGUGCUUUUUCCCAAAAGAUUUUUGCCAAUUACUCUGUGUCUUUCCUUUCAAGAAUCAUAGAUACAAAUGAGUAUAUUGUUACAAGUUGGUUUUUAAUGGAUAGGUAUUAUAUCAA
This is a messenger RNA of Lactuca sativa (garden lettuce), 659 nucleotides long. Its product is annotated as Signal recognition particle, SRP9/SRP14 subunit. Gene Ontology annotation, molecular function: endoplasmic reticulum signal sequence receptor activity; 7S RNA binding. The record is from RefSeq and is a predicted model, not a curated record. Lineage: Eukaryota; Viridiplantae; Streptophyta; Magnoliopsida; Asterales; Asteraceae. Gene Ontology annotation, biological process: SRP-dependent cotranslational protein targeting to membrane. Gene Ontology annotation, cellular component: signal recognition particle, endoplasmic reticulum targeting.